AUGCAUGACAUUCUCUCCCCAGCUCUCCUCCUGGCCGUCAGGAUCAACAGCAAGGGCCGGGAGGUGCUGUACCUGGCCAAAGGUGACUCGGUGAAGCUGGGCUGCCCCUAUGUCCUUGAGCCCGAAGACAACGGUCCCCAGGGCGUGGGCAUCGAGUGGAUCCAGAUCACGCCCGAGCGGACUGGCCCAGAGAAUGUGUUCCUGUCCUACCAUGACCACCACGUCAACUACGGCAGUGGCUCAGGGCUGCAGGACCGAGUGGCCUUCGUGCAGAACGACCCCAGCCAGUACGACGCCUCCAUCCGCCUGGCCGACCUGCAAGUCUCCGACACUGGCACCUACCAGUGCCGGGUGAAGAAAAACACUGUGGCCGUGCAUGAGGUCAUUGUCACUGUGCAAGAGAAGCCAGUCACCCCGCAGUGCUGGACCGAGGGGGAGCUGAUAGAGGGGAGCAGCAUCCUGCUGCGGUGCUACAGCCGGGGAGGCACCUCCCCGCUUGCCUACCAGUGGGCCAAGCUGGCUGAUGGCUACGGCGGGGGACGCCUGCCCUCCGGCACCAUCCAAGGACGUGCUCCUGGCGACCUGUUAAUCCGUAGCCUGUCGGAGGUGCACGCUGGUGUCUACCAGUGCCGUGUCACCAACCGUGUGGGCUACUCCGUGUGCCAGAUCAACCUCAACCCCACACCAAGUAAGUGCCACCACGGGGGUGACAGCACGAGCAAGGUGCUGCCAGGGGCUGUCUCUGCAUGUCAGGAUGCCACCGGGGGCAUGGUGACCAGUGGGCAGCCGGCGGGGAGGCCGGCGGUGACAGGCUGUGCUCCUGCGGCAGGAGGAAGGCAAGCGGGCAUCAUCGUGGGCUCCAUCCUGGGCUCUCUCCUGCUCCUCAGCCUGCUUGGGCUCCUCAUCUGGGCGCUGAUCUGCCGCUACCGCCGGAAGGAGUGCCAGCGGACCUGCAGUGACUGCAGGAGCAGCACAGGCGGCACCAUGACCCGCACCUGCAACGUCUGCGCCCACCACAGCUACUCACCCCACGGCAUCAGCUACAUGCAAUGCCAGCACAGCGAUGGCGACGAGCGGGCGGCCGCCCUCAUGUGCAACGAGGGCAUCCGGCACCAAGUCGCCUGCCCAGCGCUGUAA
Molecule: messenger RNA, 1137 nt
Organism: Balearica regulorum gibbericeps (East African grey crowned-crane)
Lineage: Eukaryota; Metazoa; Chordata; Aves; Gruiformes; Gruidae
Source: RefSeq, a predicted model, not a curated record